This is a messenger RNA of Solenopsis invicta (red fire ant), 4802 nucleotides long. Its product is annotated as zinc finger protein 271. The transcript has 3 exons. Gene Ontology annotation, molecular function: DNA-binding transcription activator activity, RNA polymerase II-specific; zinc ion binding; RNA polymerase II cis-regulatory region sequence-specific DNA binding. Gene Ontology annotation, cellular component: nucleus. Gene Ontology annotation, biological process: regulation of transcription by RNA polymerase II. Lineage: Eukaryota; Metazoa; Arthropoda; Insecta; Hymenoptera; Formicidae. The coding region runs from base 607 to 2892 and encodes 761 amino acids. The record is from RefSeq and is a predicted model, not a curated record.
ACACAACAUUUCGUCUCCGCUGUAUUAGAGCUUGAAAAGAGCUGGUCGAGUCGCUGACCAAUUAAUCGAGGCUUCCGAUAUAAUCUCGCACUCACACAUACGCGCACUGUGCGUGCGUCCUCGCGAACCCCGGCUCUUCUUUGUAUUGACCCACCCACACUCUUCUGGACGUUCGGGCGUUCGUCUCAGAUUGCUCUCAACUUUCGCGAGCCGCGAUUGCUGAUCGGAGCGCGAGCGAACCGAGACAAAGGCCGGGAGGAGCUUCGAGGACGGAAUAUUCGGAACGGAGUGGCUGGCAGAGUCGCUGCGAAUCCUGCGAAUCGACGGAUCGAUCAUGGAGCGGUGCGCAUCGCGUCUCCGAGCGACGUGAGGCCGUUGCGAGCGCGCAGCGCCCUGAAAAGCGCCGCGCCGUUCGGACCAGCGAGAGAAAGAGCUGUUGUCCACGGGCUAAGGCGCCGCGUCUCGUUCGCAUUCACUGGGCGUCACUGUCGGGAGCAGCGGCAUCGGGGGCGGCACGACGCACAAACGUGCCCCGCGUCGAGAGGUUGAGAACCGCUCCGAUAACUUGUCACGAGUGAAUUAUUGUAUAUUUUAUCUGUUGGAACGAUGACUUCGGAUUACUUUACUUUGCCAAUUAAUAUGGACAGAGUAUGCAGGAUCUGUCUUACUGAGGCUACCAAUUUGUCAUCAAUUUUCUCACCUCAGAAAGAAUCCCUAACAGUCAAUGAUCUCAUGGAUCUUUCUCAAAAAAUACAAGUUUGUGGCUCUAUCGAGCUACACGAGCAGGAUGGAUUGCCUUCCCUGAUUUGCGACGUUUGUAUUUAUAGGGCCACUAUCGCCCAUGAGUUUAGGCAGCAGUGUCAACACUCUGAUGCAAAGUUGCGCAUGUACUACAAUAAGCCUGCCAAGUGCAUUAAGUCUGCCACAGAUUCUUGUACACAGACAGAUCUACAAAAUGUGCUGUCGAAAAAGUCGGACCCCUUCCAGGAGGAUUAUUUUGUAAAAGAGAACAUGCAGGUGGUUGCGAGUGCACAGGAGUACAGUCAAGCCACUGAUUCGUUUCCCAGAAGCGAAAUCAAUCUGAAUACCAAUCAAAUUCAAAUGUCAGACGAGAAGCUAUUUAUUUGUUCCAUUGGAUUUGAAGGGACUAAAGAGGAUGAGAAGGAUUCUUGCAUAUCAGAGGUUCAUCAAAUGACGAUAGUGCAGGAGGAUGUACCAGAUACAUCUAACAUUAUCAAUUUACAAAACAAGGAUGACGAUAUUAAGGAAACCGAUCAAUAUGUAGAAAAAAAUAAUACAGAUCAGGAGGAUCAGCAGUUUGUCAAUGAAAGCUUAUCUAAUGAUAAUGUAAAAGAGGAAAGCGUUCCUCAGAAACGUACGUCUACGAGAAAGACGAAAUCAGCUAAAACUUACAGCGACGACGAAAUCGCAGACAAUUAUUACGAGCCAAGCAGCGACAGUCAAGAUUCAGUGGAGACGAAAUUUAAGUGCAAAGUCUGCUCCAAGCAAUAUGCUACGCAGAAAGGUUUGAAGAAACAUUUGUUGGUACACGAAAAGAAAUAUAAGUGCGACGUCUGCCUAAAGAUGUUUUAUAAGCAGGAAAACAUGGAGAAUCAUCAGAAGAUUCACACGUCGAAGCCGCACGCGUGUCAACUUUGUCAUGCGUCCUUUUCCAAGUCUCAAAGUCUCGUGAGACAUUUGAAGUCACAUACAGAGAAAGUAAACGAUAUGAUUAAGCAGAUCAAUACGAGCGAGCGAAAGGAUAAUAAAGAACCGAAGAAAGAGCUCAAGAGCGAAGGCGAUACCGAUGACGAAACUGGGCCUGCGAAUGAAGCAGACGAGUUCGAGAACGCGCCCGAAUUAUAUAAAUGCGAGACUUGCAAUCAAUACUGUUCAUCUUUAAAGAAUCUAAGAAGACAUACUCUCGUGCAUGGCGAUAAGAAAUACUCUUGCACAGUAUGUAAGAAAUGGUUUUUCAGGCCGGACACGUUGAAGAAACACGCGGAGAAGCAUGGACAUGGGCUGCUGGAUAACUUGGUGGACGAUAACAAGUUGUACGAUUCGGACGACGACGAAAUGCCGAACAGUAAUACGAUGAGUGCCACGCCAGAGAGCGAGAACGUAAAAAAAGAGGAGAGUGACGAGGAAGGAUCCGGAGAAUACAAGUGUCAGCACUGCGACAAAGUCAUGGCCACUAAGAAAGGUCUGCGACGGCACGUGUCGAUGCACAAGCCGAAGGCCGAGCCCGUUACCUGCGAGAUCUGUAGGAAAGUUUGUGCUAGUCAGGCUCGUCUCGUUCUCCAUCAGAGAACGCACAAACCGAAAGAGAAAGUGCCGCGCGAAUACCUAUGUCACAUCUGCAGUAAGGUAUACCCGAGCAAUUCGUCUCUCACCUAUCACAUGCGAACUCACACCGGUAUUAAGCCACAUGUAUGCAAGACGUGUAACAGCGGCUUCACGACUACGACGAGCCUGGCGAAUCACAUUCGCAUUCACACAGGCGACAAGCCGUUUGUCUGUCACGUGUGUAGUGCCGCGUUUGCUGUGAGCUCGGCUUUUCGUAGGCAUUUAACUCGACAUACCGGCGAAGCAAAUUAUCUGUGCAAAACUUGCGGCAAGGCUUUCAAGAGGCUCAGUACAUUGAAGGAGCACACGUAUACCCAUUCCGGCGAGAAACCAUACGUGUGCAAGACAUGCGGUGCCGCGUAUAGCCACAGCGGCAGCCUCUUUGCACAUCAGAAGCGCUGCCGUGCCCAGUACGGUGAGAUGAUUGUUGAUGAUCACAAUCAUCAUCACAUACCGCACACAGUCACUCAUAUUCACGUGAAUAUGAAUAACGUGAAUAAUGGAGCGGGAGUGCGACCAGUCGCUGUGAUAGGUCAAAUGUUUUAAAAAUGACAAUAUGGUAUCACAGAUUUACAAGUGUUGUCCAUGAGUGUCUGCGAAUGUAAUGUAUAAGCUGUUGCUGUUGCAGCUGUAAAUUCUACGUACGAAAUGCAUGCAACAUAAGCGUCAUUCUUGUAAAUAUACACGCAUCUCUUUUGUCAUAAUGGAAAAAUGUUCCUUGGACUCGGCAUUUGAAAGACGUUAACGAUCAAGCAACACAGAUUCAAAAUACGUUUAAUAAACGUUAAAAAUCAUUUUUAAACAUUGAAGCUGAAAAAGUAAAUGUUAAAAAUUUGAUUUUUUAGAUCGAUUUUUUUUUUUUUAACUAAUAAAUAUUAUAAGAACAUUUUAUAAAACUUUAUAACGUCUAUUAACAUUUUUUUUACUAGUUAUAUAGUUUUUUAUGAGACAUCUUAACAGUGCAACGUUAAAUAAACGUUUAAUAAAUUUUUUUUUUAAUGUAUCGACUAAAUGUUUUUUGAACGUUCAUUAAACGUAAACGGUCUGCUUGUGUGCUUUGAUUUUAAAACCACGUAAGUGAGUAUCCAUGAUAAAAUUAAACAUACUCAUGUUUAUAUGAGGAAUGAAGAAUUUUCAAAAUGAAAUAAUUACUGUUAUAAAAUUGCGAACUAUUUUUUUAUUAUUUGAUAUUCAUAGGUAUGAAUAUUUGUGGACUACAUAUUUCAACAUGUGUACAUAUAUAUAUAUAUUUUUGUAUGUAUUCGUAUAAUCCAGAUCUUGUUAUACCACAUAUUACAUGAUAGUUGUUUAUGUUAUGUUAUUUUAAGAGAGAAUAGUUGCCCAAGCCUUUCUUUUUAUACAGCAGAAUUUUAUUUCUUUCCUUCACCAAUACAAUGUUAUUUAUCCAGCUAUUGAUCGGAAUGGAUUAUCAUGAAAACUAAAUCAAUUGGAGACAAGGCAAAAAUUAAGACAAAUAAUAUUUGUAGUAGCAAUAUCUUCUAUCUUUUACAGAUUUAGAAAUUCGUACGCAUACUGAUGAAUUUAUAAAAAAUCUCGAUACAAAGCACAACGCGAUUAUUAAUCGUUCGAUUUUUAAUGUACAUUUAAAAAAUAUUAAUAGCUGAUGCGCAAAAAUAGUGGCGCUAGAAAUGUAAUAUCAGGUAUACAAUUUCUGGUCUGUGAUUAUUGUAUACAUGAUGAUUGAAUGAAAGAACUCGAUCAUUUAAUAAAUUUAAUCGGCAUAUAUUUCAUUACACAAAUAAAUGAAUGAUAAUCAUAUUCAUGAUGUGUAUACAUUUAUGAAAAUCUUAAAUUAUGUUAAAUACAAAUGAUGGGUAAUGUUAUUACACAAAGAAAAUAAUAUUGUGCGAUUAUAUUUUUUUAACUUUGUUAAAAAUGAAAACUUUAAUGUUAUAUGUUCAGCAUAAGCUAAUAAUCAGAAUAUGAUUCAUUUAAAUUAUCCGUUGAUUAGUAAAAAUAUACCUAUUUCUUAAUUAUUUAUAUAUUUAAAGUGUUGAAAUUAAUUUCAAUUUUUAAUCAAACAAUGGUUUAUAUGAACUGAGAUGGUUCAUAUAAAAAAUAAGUGAGAGAGAGGAGGGGGAAUGUACAAAUAUACAUAUAAAUAAUAUUAGUUACAUUAUAUAUAUGUAUAUAUAUAUAUAUAUAUAUAUAUAUAUAUAUAUAUAUAUAUAUAUAUAUAUAUACACAGAUUAUAGGUGAGACUGAUCAUCAUUCAUUUAAGUAUUUAAUAAUAUAAAAUUUGUAAACCUUAUUUUCCUAAAUAUUGAAUGAAGUAAAGUUUGUAUUUAAAAAUCGUAGUAUCAUUUUAUUAUAUUUUUUGUAUUGUUAAUAGAAGCUUUUCGAUCCAUAAUUCUUGUUGCGAUAUAGAUCUCUCCAUCUCAUUAAUAUAUGAUCAAUACAUAAUUAAAUGAAUUUUUUAUCAAUCAGAAACAAUA